Messenger RNA from Musca domestica (house fly), 1665 nucleotides. It is a transcript of the gene CAH3, whose product is annotated as carbonic anhydrase 2. The coding region runs from base 778 to 1530 and encodes 250 amino acids. The transcript has 4 exons. Gene Ontology annotation, cellular component: cytoplasm. Gene Ontology annotation, molecular function: carbonate dehydratase activity; zinc ion binding. The record is from RefSeq and is a predicted model, not a curated record. NCBI's taxonomy places the organism in Eukaryota, Metazoa, Arthropoda, Insecta, Diptera, Muscidae.
GUUCAAAAAACGAAGUUCACGAACAGAGGAAGUGUACUUGACGACGAGAGUGAAAGAGAGUAUUUUGCCCAUUUCGUGAAAGUUUAUCCACAAAAGAAGUAAAGAAAUAAAAUAUUAACCAGCCAAUAAAAAAAAAAACACAUUCCUACACAUCAUUCAUUUAACCGAUAACACAUGCGGGGUGACGAAUCGUGUGCGAGUGAUUGAUUUAAUUGCAAAAGAAGAAGAAACAAGAAAAAACAACGUACUUGGAAGACAUCCGACAGUCGUUCCCAUUUAACACUUGUUUACACUUGUUUUUGUGUGUUGCCUCCUCUCGGCGUAAACAGCGCGAGCGAAAAAAUAACAUCAUCAUCAUUAACGUCGCUUUGGAAGAAAAAAAAUUCCAUUAGUGUUGAAGUUUGCUUAAAAAACAAAACUAAUCAACAGUUCAAACAUAUCGCCCGUGAGAAGUAAAGCUGACGCAUUCCCAAUACCGCUGGCAAACUGAAGCUCGAAAAAGAUAAAUUCAUUUCUUGAUCCUCAACGAGUUUAAUAAAAUUCGCCACCACGUCGCAGUUUACUUGGCUACAUAAACCACAACACGUUUGUGUUUUUAAAGUUAAGAAAAAAUCCUAUCACGGCGUUAAUAUAACAUAAUUAACGCCUCGAAGCGAGCUUCAGCAUCAGUGGACAAAGCUUGGCUUUCAACUCAACUCUCAAUUGCAGCAGCAGUAGCCCGACGCCCAGAAGCCUUUAAAAACUGAACAAACCCCGUUCGAAAACCCAAAACACAAGAUGCCCGUUCAAUCACCUAUUGAGAUUAGCAAUCGUGUCAUCGAACACAUCGAUGACAUUGAUCCACUUGAGUAUCAUGGCCACUGGGAGCCGGUGGGCAUUGCCCGCGUACACAAUACCGGCACCUCGGCCAUGGUAACAUUUGGCAAACGCAAGGAACAACCCUAUCUGCUGGGCGGCUGUUUGGGUGAUCAGAAAUACAUAUUCGAACAAUUGCAUUUUCACUGGGCCGACACGGAUGAAUCCGGCUGUGAACAUACCCUGGAGGGAAUGAAAUAUUCCAUGGAAGCUCAUGCGGUGCACUACAACUCAAAGUACAAAGAUUUCUCAGAGGCAAAGAAUAAACCGGACGGUUUGGCUGUUGUGGCAUUCUUUAUACAGGCGUGUGGUGAAAAGGAUUGCCCGGAAUUUAAGAAAAUCACCGAAGGUAUACGUAUUGUACAAAAAAUCCAUACCUCGGCGUCUGUUGAUUCAGAUUGCCUUUCAUGGAUUGGUCUACAGGAGUUAAGCAAACAUUACUACACAUAUAAAGGAUCUCUAACAACGGCACCAUAUUUUGAAAGUGUUACAUGGAUUAUUUAUCGGACACCGAUAUAUGUGUCCAAAGGACAGGUUCAAGUUUUUCGCAAUCUCCAAUCAUGUCCCAAGGAUGAAACCAAGAAAAUAGUCAACAACUAUCGUGAAAUACAAAAGCCCAGCAACAAUCCGGAAAUUAUUUUCGCACGCAAUGUUAAACCAAAAUCAAAAUUAUGAUCUAAUCAUUUUCGAAGAAACCUCAAGCUAAGCAUUCUAAUAAUCGUAUCAUAAAUAAAAAAUAAAAUUCUCUAUAGAUUCUAUAGUUCGGUUCUAAGACAUUGUCUCGCCCUAAGAUGUUCGAAAACAAUAGAA